This is a messenger RNA of Rhea pennata, 4718 nucleotides long. RefSeq names its product fat storage inducing transmembrane protein 2 (gene FITM2). The record is from RefSeq and is a predicted model, not a curated record. The coding region runs from base 1 to 816 and encodes 271 amino acids. Gene Ontology annotation, biological process: lipid droplet organization; lipid storage; phospholipid biosynthetic process. The transcript is spliced from 2 exons. NCBI's taxonomy places the organism in Eukaryota, Metazoa, Chordata, Aves, Rheiformes, Rheidae. Gene Ontology annotation, cellular component: endoplasmic reticulum membrane. Gene Ontology annotation, molecular function: coenzyme A diphosphatase activity.
AUGGAGCGGCUGGAGCGGUGCGGGCGCCGGCUGCGCGCCGGCCUGGCCGCCUGGCGCGUCCGGCCGCGCCUGCCCUGGCUGCUGCUCGCUAUCGCCCUGCUCGGGUCCGCUCUCAAGGACGGCGACCUGGUGCCCGAGACGCCCAUGCAGAACAAGCGCAACCUGCUCAACGUGUACUUUGUCAAGGUAGCUUGGGCCUGGACGUUCUUGCUUCUGCUGCCCUUCAUCGGAGUCACCACCUACCAAUUCGCCAGGAGCAAGUUCCUCUAUGGUCCCACAAAGAGCAUUCUGAUAGUGCUGCGGCGCCUCAGUGCACUGCUGGUGGGUACUGCCGUCUGGUACGCGUGCACUAGACUCUUCAUAUAUGUUGAGAAUCUCACUGGCAUGUGCUCUACCUCAAAUGAACUCAAUGAGCCUCGCCGGCUCUAUGCCAACAAGCAGGAAUGCCACCAGGACAACGGGAUCUGGAAUGGUUUUGAUAUCUCGGGGCACUGUUUUCUUCUCUCCUACUGUGCUCUGAUGAUCGUGGAGGAAAUGUCUGUGCUGGAAGGCUUGUCUGUAGACCAGAACUCUAGGCUGCGUGUUGUGAUCAACGGUCUGUUUGUUGCCUUGUGUUUUCUGACCAUGAUCUGGGUGUUCAUGUUUUUAUGUACUGCUGUGUAUUUUCAUGACUUCAGCCAAAAGCUUCUUGGUGUACUGGUAGGUCUGACGGCUUGGUAUGGGACAUACAGGUUCUGGUACUUGAAACCCUUUUCUCCUGGACUACCUCUCCCACAUAUUCCUUCGAGUUCAAAGAAAUACAGUUAUAGCAGAUAAAAUAAGUUUUUAAAAUUUUUGGAUUUUGUUUUAAAUACUGACAUAGUUGAAUGUAGGAGUGGUUACGAUAUUUCCACUGUAAAGAACAAGGUGAUGAGCUGGGGAAGAGAAAAUCAAAUCUUGACUAGCUGAUCCUUCACUGGCUGGCAAAUAGUAAUGAUCUGUUUCCUGGUGAGGAGAAAAACUGGUAUUGCAAAAAGGCAACUCAUAUUUGGGAGUUACUGUCUGUGGUGUUUGUAUUCUCAGCCAAGAAUCAGAAGUUGGUCCAUUUCUGUGAUCAAAAAAUGGAAGAACAGAUCCAUGACUGACAGAGGGCUUUGCUCUUAAGAGUUUAACUUGUCUCAAAUUAUUUCUGCCUCUUCCCCUUUGGUUUAUUUUUGUCAAAGUACUAUGGAUGAUCCAACCCCUCCCCCCUCUUUUUUUUUGUUACUGUUUUUCAGUACUCCUACUUGUAUUGCCUUAGGGAAAACUCUCAUGACAGUGCUGCUGACUGUUGCAAAAGACAAUUACCUAUCAACACUCACUUGGUAAAGCAGUAUAUAGCUCAGCUGUGACCCUAGAACAUCUCGUGUUACCAAGUGUUAAAGACACUAACUUGCCAUAAAUAAUUCUUAGCAUCUGCAUUCUGUAGUGAAGAGAGUGAAUCUGAGAUCUGGUGUCUUAAGGAGGUUUUAUCUUCAAAUUCGUGCCUGCCUUUGAAAAAGAAACUCUUGGAAAAACAAGUCUUUAUUUUUUCCUUUAAAUGAAGUAUUUGGAAUAAUAUUGUGUCAUUUUAUUCUUGGUACAGAACCCCCCCCCAAACUCUUCCCAGUUCUGGUAAAGUAUAAUAAGAGAAUGGAGGCUUAAUUUUCUUUUAAUCUUGUGAGUUGCACACUUUGCAACCAAGAGUACUGUCUGAUGUGUUUCUUCCUGAAGAACAAUGAAAUUCUAGUGUUAUGAACUUGUUAGCCUAACCAGUUAUUUCCUGAAUAUUCUGCUUGGUGAUAAAUGAAACAAGAUUUAUCCUAAGAGCUGCAAAGCAGUAUGCUUAAAGCAAUAUUUAUUCUUACUUAUCUAGCAGUAUCAAUAAGCUACUUUAAUUUUGGUUGCACAUAUAGCUGUGGCCACUUCUGAGGUGGCUGGAAACCCACUACUGAAUAAAACACUACUAUGAUGCAGUGAAUUGGUAUGAAAUGGAAUGGUUUUUAUAAGUGUAUUAAUUAAACAUUUAGCAUAGUUUUUAUCUUUAGAAGCUCUUUAUUGUUUCAUAAAAGCUUAUUCAUGUUGCAAUUGCACAAAAUUUGUUUGACAGCUGUAGUGAUGAGUCAGACAACCAAAAAGUUCUGUAGCCUGUCUUUGGUGGAGACUGUGGACAAUGUCCAUUAAUUUGAUAGCCAACCUGAUCAGUCCAUAAUGUUUAGCCAUAAGUUCAUUAUUUUAUUGAAUUUGGAGUAUGAUGUGUGCCAAACCUGUAAUCUUUUUUAUUGUGUCCACAGCUCCUUUCCAUUAAGAGAGCUGUGGUAUCUGUAGUAAAUAUAAGUGUUAAUGACACAUUUAUGGCCUGCCCCUGAGGAAUGCUGACCUCCCUUGAAUUUCCAUUGAAUUCAGUGUUAGGUGGGAGUAGUAGUGCAUCCUCAUAAGGUACAAAUCAUCUCACAGAAAGAAGCUGUUUCAGGAGGUUAUAUUUUUUUUUAUCAAGUUCUUCCUUUUGUUUUUGCUUUAAACUGCCUUUAAGUUGCCUCUAUGGAAAAUUUGCACUGAUUUAACUCAUAUUGGGUUUGACUAAAAUUGUGUUUAAACAAUGCAGAUUCCUUUGCCAGACAUUCUUUUGAUGUAACUCAAGCCUGCUCGUAGUAGAGUUAAGCUAGACACUUUCAAGUCACUUUCAUCCAGAAAUAGGAUUACAUAUGCAGAUUGUUUUCUAAUUAAUUGCAUUCAAACUCCCAUUUUAGUUUUUUAUGUACCUUUGCUACAUAGACAAGGCCUAUAAACAGGAAUUGCUAUUUAUUUAACCAGUUGGAUUGUAGAAGUUAUCUUCAGCUCUAUAAAUAUGUUUUGUGCAAUCACUAUAUAAAUAUUUCAGUUUACUUCUAACUAGUAUCAUACAAAUUAUUUACUAUUUGAACAGUGUUGGAUAUGGUUAUAUUCACAACUUUAUUUAAACAACUAAUUAAAGAUACUUGAAAAAAUUAUCAGAGGUUGUGGCUUUCAGAAUCUUUUCCUGGAGUCCGUAAAGGUAAUGCUGCUGUUCAUCAUGUCCCUGAAUGAUCCAAGCUCCUGGUUUUCUUGUGAUUACUUUGGUACAUAAUUGAACUGUCAUUGAUAAUUCUGCAGUAUUUGAAUAGGAUAAUAUGGCACAAAUUCUCAAAAGUACAGGGUGUAAAAAAAUGUCCAAGAAGGAUUUCUAAUUUGUCCCUGUUAUGCCAGGCAGUUAAUUAUUUAGACAGGAGUUCAGUGUAACAAAGCAAAAGCCUAAUCCAUUGAAAUAUGCGGGGAAAAAAAUCCUGUGCACUGUAGUACUAUUUAUGAGUUUGCAAAUCAUGGCCUAAGUUUCUUUCUUGGUACUCAGAGACCACUUGCUAACUGUUAGCUUAGAACAGCCCCUGAACCCCUGAGCUUUUCUUUGUGCCUUUUGACUCUAUUUCAGAGUAAGUCUUAGUUUCCUUGUACUUUAACUGCGUUACUGUUCAAGUAUUUGCCAUAACUUUUACCUGAUUCUACUUUUCCCUGCACUAUUAAUAUACCUUUGUCAUAGAAUGUCAUAAAGAAAAAUGUGGACUCUGACAGAUUUGCAGAAAAAAAAAAUGCUCUGAAUAGCUGGUUUUGAUGUCUUCUACCAAAGGGACAGAUCUGUUCUUCCCAGCCGUCAGCAGUUGUUAACCUGUUUAAAGUUUUUAAAACAAAGUGUUAAUAUAUUUUUAAGAUGAAUGUUCACCUUUUGUAAUGGAUUCCAAAAGAAAGCAACUGUAAUCAUGAGAAAAAAAUCGUUUUUUGUUUUUACUUUUCUGCAUUAAAGUUAAUUUAGUACAGCUUUUCUCUUGUUCUUGCAGAGAUGUGUCUCCAUGUCUGUAGAACUACCUGUGGAGUUCUUCUCUCCAACAUCUUACAGCUACAUUACUCUAACAUGUUUGCUACUUUUUCUUUGCACAUGUUGAAGUCUGUAGCUUAUUUUGUGGAUUCAGUAUAGCAGUGCUUUCACAGAAAUAGCGUAUGGCCUGAGCGAUGUGCGUGAGGGAGUUUUUGGUCUUGAUGCCUUAAGGAUUCUUCUCUGCUUGGGCCAGUAAGGAAAUCAGCCAGCUAGAACAGAGUGGAAAUUAGGAUUCAUUUCACUCUUAUCUGGGAACUUCUUAAAAAAUUUACUUUGUUGGAGGCAAGAUCAGGCAAACAGAAAGAUGUAGAUCUUUUGUAAGAUUCAUCUGGACUUCAUUCAGACUUUGAAACAAACUGAAACUGUGGUUUGAUCCUUCCUGGAAGUCUUUGUUCUGUGACUGCUUCACUAAUACAAAGUGGUCGUCUUGAUUUACCGCUUUAUUUCCGAACAGUGAAAUUUAGGUUGUGGAGCAGCUGCAGUGAAAGAAUCCUGUUUUCUGUGUUGACGCAUUGUAAUUAAUGAUAAAGUGAGAAACACCCAGUUACACUGUGUGGUGCACUUUAAUGGAAAAACUGUACAGGCCACUGUGAUGAAUCUCCUGGAAAAUCUGAGUCUUUGGUUCUGAGCAAAAGUCUGUGGUUACUUUUCUCAGUGAAAUAGUACUUGUUUUCCCUCCUGUCCUCCACUGGCCUUUUCCAGCUCUUUGCCUUUGAUCAGCCCGCAUUUCUCUCUGUUCCCUUAGAAACGUGUUUCCUUGGAUUAUUUCUUGUCAUAGCUUCCUCUCGCCUCCUGGAGCUCAGAUUAGUAAUAAAUGCUCUUUACCUCUGUUAAA